Messenger RNA from Tupaia belangeri chinensis (Chinese tree shrew), 1526 nucleotides. It is a transcript of the gene CLEC4C, whose product is annotated as C-type lectin domain family 4 member C. Bases 116 to 823 code for a protein of 235 amino acids. The record is from RefSeq and is a predicted model, not a curated record. NCBI's taxonomy places the organism in Eukaryota, Metazoa, Chordata, Mammalia, Scandentia, Tupaiidae. The transcript is spliced from 7 exons.
CCUCUCCUUCCCUGGGCGCCCCACAGAACCUCUGCCUGACCCUGGUGUGUGCUUGCUCUGGCCCAGGCUGUGAAGGAUCUCCGAGCGUGGCCUCCAGGUUAACAUCUUCAGGGAGAUGUUGACAGAAGGCUCUGAACCUCCCCUGUGGAGCCCAAAGGGCAGUGAACGCACCAUGGCGCUUGGACGGUCUCAAGGUCGAGAGCAGAGAGUCUGGAGGCUCCAGGUGAAGGUCUGGGCCCUGGCUGCGGUGUCCAUCUCACUCCUUGCAGCCUGUUUCAUUGCAAGCUCUUUGGUGGCUCAUCGUGCUUCUACACUGUGUGGCAAAAUUGACAAGAGACUGUCCACGUUACAAGAGUAUCAGGACCGUCAUCUAAACCUGAGUUGCUUCAUCGAAGGAAAGGAGACAGAAGAAGACUGGAGCUGCUGCCCCGCCCUCUGGAGGCCAUUUCAGUCUCACUGCUACUUUAUUUCUCCGGAGAUGCAACCUUGGAAGGAGAGCCAGAAGAACUGCUCUGGGAUGGGGGCUGAUCUGAUGGCCAUCAACUCUAAGGACGAGCAGGAGUUCAUCAUCAAGCAUCUGAUGAAAGAGUCAGCUUAUUAUGUGGGGCUGUCCGAUCCGGCGGGUCAGCGACGCUGGCAGUGGGUCGAUCAGACCCCAUACGAUGCAGCUGUCACGUUCUGGCACCCGGGGGAACCCAACAAUCGCGAUGAGCGGUGUGUUACCAUCCAUUUUCGUACCAGCUCAAACCAGUGGGGCUGGAAUGACGUGCACUGUGACCUCCUUCAGAAGUCAGUGUGCAAGAUGACGAAGAUCUACUUAUGAACGGAACGUUCUCCAUGAAGAAAGUGUCCGUGCGGGCAUCACCAUGCCAGGUCGUCAAUUUGCUCUUUAUUUGUGUGUACAUCCUAUGACCAGGACAUCCGUAGAGCUUUCCAGCAGGCUGUCACCCAUUCCGCUUAUCGGUCAGGCCACACACGUACUCACUCACCCGCAAAGUGACUGUGUACUGAGCACUUACCGUGUGCCAGUCUGGAUUGCCCUCGCGCAGGCAGACAGAGGAAGCAGAAGCCUUCUCCCCUCAUUUCUUUCAGAUAGCUAAGGAAUUAACUGUUAUGAACUAGAUUAUAUGAAAGAAAAUAAGACAGUUGGAAAACUAAAAUUUUUACGGGGGCCCAGCCUGUGGUGCAUCAGUAGGCCAAUGUUCUAUAAUGCUGGAAUAUUCUAUAAUGUUCUAUAGUGCUGGAAGCCAUAGAGAAGGCCAGGGUUUGGUUCCCAGGUCAACUCCUACAUGCCAGCAGCACUUGCGACCUUGAUCCCUGCUGACUGGGAACAGAAAGGGGAAGUGUAGCAAGAGACUGGUUGUCGGUGCUUGUCUUUCUCUCUGUUUCUUCCUCAUGAAAUAAAUAAGCAGCAAAAAAGAAAAAAGUAUACAUAAAUUUCUGUUUAAAAAAUGUCUAUUGGCCUUAGCGGGCAUGAGGAAUAGGGCUGUGGUCAUGCUGAAUCUUAUCUGAACUUUAAACUUCUC